AUGGCCUAUGAUCCACUGCCACAAGCAGAGAGUGGAGUGUUGGAUGAGCUCAGCGUGUGGCAAGAGCUGGAAGAGAAGGAGCUUUUGGGUCCAAGCACCAGGAGGUGGCUCCAGCACUUUUGCUUUUCUUGCUGGGGAUGGCUUUGGGCGGUUUGCACUCUGGCCGUUUGUGGCUACAGCAUGUUGCGCCCCAAUGAGGGUCUUGCUGCCCUCAUGGGACAGAAAGCGACUUGCCUAGCAGCGGCUAUGUCUGGAAUCGCCACCAUGUGUACUAUGAUCUCCACAUCUGGUGCUCUUUCACUGCUGACGAGUGAGGUCUUCAGAAAACUGUUGAACAGACACAAACAAGCUGCCUUUGCGUUUCAAAAGAAUGAUCAAUUCGAGUGUGAGUUGGUGCCCAUGCUUUAUUUGGCAAGAAAGCUGCUUGUAUUUGCACUUUUGAUGGGUAUUCCGCUCAGCCGUGCCUUUUCCGAUGCCCUGUACUUUCUUGCAUGGCUGCUAUUGAUUGGUUUGAUGAUGUUCUAUUAUCCUGGUGCCAUCAUCAUCCGGCGUGUUGUGGGAGAUUUGAGCCGCUCUUUGGUCGAAGACCUGAUGAAAGACAUUAGAGAUGGCAUAGAGGUCUACAAGGGCAGCGGACAGUUCUGGCAAGCGAUGACGGAGAAACACAAACAGAUGGACCGAAUGCUUGAACAGACCUGGGCACUCGCAAAGUGGAUGAUUGUACCACAUAUGAUCGCCAUGCUGAUGAUUGCGAUCAUUGGCUUGGUGGCCUGCUUGUCUGCUGUGGUCACCAGUCAGAAUGGCCUCACCGCGUGUUGCGGCUUGUGCAGUAUAUGCCUCAUGGUGGUUUUGAUGUCCAGCCGAUUGUGGGAGCUGGCUAGCAUCACCCAGAUGUGUAUGUCCACCACCACAGAGACUUCCAGCAUUUUGUCGCAUGCAAUUGCCAAGUCUGGCACAAGUCCUUGCAGCCAAACCAGUCUGAAGACAGCGGGUUACUCAAGCUUUGCAGAAGAGCGUGCAGACCAUUCGCGCUUUCUGACCUAUUUGAUGGUGAAUCGAACAGGCGUGGAGAUGUUUGGGGUGCUCAUCGACUCGCAGUUGAUCACCCGCUUUUUGGCACAGGCCACGACCGGCUUUGUAGCACUCUUGUCGUACAUGCUGGCCAACCUGGAUAUUCGCAAGGAGGAUUUGGUGGCACACUUGGAUGAGACAGGCCGCUACUUCUCCAAGAUGAUUCACCUUCAAUAG
This is a messenger RNA of Durusdinium trenchii, 1248 nucleotides long. The record is from the annotation of a GenBank genome assembly. Lineage: Eukaryota; Dinophyceae; Suessiales; Symbiodiniaceae.